AUGAAUCCAUUCAAGCCGAGCCUCGCGCGAUUUUCGCGAUCAACCCCUAUCGCUUCAAGUCCACGAACCUUGGGCGUUGCAACAGGCUGUAUCGCUGGGAUAGCCAGAAAUUCGAAAUAUGACGGAAUCGAGCUCAAACAACAAGAUCCGUCCCCUUUCAUUCCAGAUGAUUUUCGAAACAGGGCCUCGCUGUCAAAUCACUCUCCCUCUCACCGCCAAAUCAGCGACUCGCCAUUCACACAUCUUCUAUAUUCCAUCACUAGAUCAUUAACUCAAACUCCUACCGCUAAUCUCCCCCAACUCACAUCCAUCCUCCGUUCCUACGUUUCUAAUCCUCUCCACUGGUCCGCAUACGCCCAUGCCAACCCCUCAAAACAGUACACACGCAACCUUGUCCUCGAGGUUCCCGGGAUCUUCAACCUCCUCAUCCUCGUUUGGACUCCGGGCAAGCGGAGCGCAGUACAUGACCACGCUGACUCGCAUUGUCUGAUGAAGAUCCUGCAGGGGGAAUUGGUCGAGAGGAGAUUUGCCAUCCCCAAGUUUCCCGGGACCGAAGGAAAGUUAAAACAGACAGCUAAAGCGGAGUACGGCACGGGGAAGGUUACCUACAUGUCUGAUCAGUUGGGCCUACAUUCCAUUGCCAACCCAAGCCAAUCGAAUUAUGCUGUUUCUUUACAUCUCUAUACCCCACCUAAUGCGGCAGUUCGAGGGUGUCAUGUGUAUGAUGCCGACAAUGGUAGCGCAGAACACGUGAUGCAAGGGGCAUAUGACUCCGUUAGAGGGAUAGUACAAGAAUAA
Amorphotheca resinae ATCC 22711 is the source of this 798-nucleotide messenger RNA. RefSeq lists its product as hypothetical. Lineage: Eukaryota; Fungi; Ascomycota; Leotiomycetes; Helotiales; Amorphothecaceae. Gene Ontology annotation, molecular function: cysteine dioxygenase activity; ferrous iron binding. The record is from RefSeq and is a predicted model, not a curated record. Gene Ontology annotation, biological process: L-cysteine catabolic process. Bases 1 to 798 code for a protein of 265 amino acids. The transcript has 3 exons.